AUGAAGGAUUACACAGCAGAAGACUGGCUCCCCUCGCACUCGGGCCUCGGCGAGAGCCCCCUCUACCGCGCCAGCGACGACACCCUCUUCUUCGUCGACAUAAAAAACCAGCUCGUACAUUCCGUGCCUAUCGCCCAAGGCUGGGCCAAGAAAAAGACGCUCGAGCUCCCCGAACCCGUCACGCGCGUGCAUGUCGUCGCGGGCCGCCAGGACGUCCUGGCCGUGCAGACGAAACUAGGCUUCGCACUGCUGGAUUUGCAGAAGGGCACGCUUGAUCGUAUUAAUGAGGUGUGUCACGCGGACGAUGAGAGGGAGCUGGAUGGAAAGGUGCGCAUGAAUGACGGCGCGGUCGAUGCGAAAGGCCGCUGGUGGGCCGGCACUAUGGCGCUGGAUGAGGAGAGUAAGCUUGGACGGCUGUGGUGUCUGCGCGAGGGGCGGGUGGAGGAUAUGUCUUCUUCAUCAGGAGGUCAGGGGGAGGAGGAGCGGGCUGCGGUGCCGAACGGGCCUGUUUUCUCGCCGGACGACCGCAUCAUGUACGUCUGCGACACGCCGCAAGGUAAAAUCUACCGGUACGACUACGAUGUCGAGAGCGGCGCGGCUACGAACAGGCGGCUGUUCGUGCAGCUCGAAGGCGGCGGCAUGCCGGAUGGUGCGGCGGUGGAUGUCGAGGGCCAUGUCUGGGUCGCGGCUAAUUCGCAGGGGAAGCUGGUGAGAUACUCGCCGGAGGGGGAAGUGUCAGGGACGUGUGCGGUGCCGGGGGCCAAGAUGACGUCUUGUCCGGCGUUUGGGGUGGACGACAUGAAGACGCUGUUCAUCACGUCUAUUGCGGCGGAGGGCUCGACUGGGAAUGUUUACCGGGUUAGGGUGGAUGUUGCGGGUGUUGAGCAACAUCCUUAUAGGAUCUGA
Messenger RNA from Anthostomella pinea, 906 nucleotides. NCBI's taxonomy places the organism in Eukaryota, Fungi, Ascomycota, Sordariomycetes, Xylariales, Xylariaceae. The record is from the annotation of a GenBank genome assembly.